UAUUACGGAAGUUGGGCAAUAAAUAGGCCAGGCAUUGGAAGCUUCGGAACCAGUGAUAUAGAUCCUUCCUUAUGUACUCAUAUCUACUACAGCUUCAUUGGAUUGAACAACGCCACUCAAGAUGUCGAAAUUUUAGAUCCUGCUCUUGACGUGAACCGAGGGGGAUUCCGAAAUUUGACGAACCUUAAAGCUCGGUACCCUCGAGUAAAAUUUUUAGUUGCCAUGGGCGGAUGGAGUCAAGGUUCUUAUGCUUAUUCGGUAGUAGCUGCGAGUGCCUCAAAACGAGCAACGUUUAUCCAACAGAUUAUAGAUUUCAUACAUAAUUAUGGUUUUGAUGGCCUCGAUUUAGACUGGGAGUAUCCUGCUCAAAGGGACUCUGCUUUUGGUGGAGCAGACAAGGAAAAUUUGAUUACACUGCUGCAAGAAGUAAAGGCGGCUUUCGAACCAUUGGGACUUUUAAUUACAGUAGCAGUACAACCAUCACCUUCUUACAUAGACGACGCUUACGACGUCCCGGCACUUUCAAAUGCAGUCGAUCUGAUCAAUUUCAUGUCUUACGACUUACAUGGAUCUUGGGAUGGCUCCACUGGAGUAAAUGCACCCCUCCACGAUCAAAAGAUCCAGCAAGGAUGGGCUGAAGCAUAUGAUCAGAAUUACGAAUCCCCUUUUGCAUGUUCAGGGAACCAAUGGGUUGGUUACGACAACGUGAGAUCUAUUUCAGCUAAGGUAAAUUUCGUUUGUUCGAAAGGUCUUGGAGGCGUUAUGAACUGGGCUAUUGAUGAAGACGAUUUUGAUGGUAAUUUUGGACCAAGGUAUCCCCUUCUUAGAGCUAUGAACGCAGUAAAAAGAUGUAGAAAUUAGAAAAUCUAUGUUGACACAACAUCAGAUCAAUACUCCAAAUUAAAAGACCCUGGUUUAUUUUUACCGCAAUUACUAAUAAGUUUGAUCAUGUAUUUGUUGUUAAAUAAACAAGAUAUAAUUA
Molecule: messenger RNA, 982 nt
Organism: Agrilus planipennis (emerald ash borer)
Lineage: Eukaryota; Metazoa; Arthropoda; Insecta; Coleoptera; Buprestidae
Product: endochitinase-like
Exons: 6
Biological process (GO): carbohydrate metabolic process; chitin catabolic process
Cellular component (GO): extracellular region
Molecular function (GO): chitin binding; chitinase activity
Source: RefSeq, a predicted model, not a curated record